UGCGUGGCUGCCUGAGGCAUGAUGUUGACCUUAUUGGCUGAGUCACGGACGGGGAGGUGCGGUGAAGACACUGAAACACUAAACAAACAGCCCGUGCUGGGAGAGAAACAGGAGCAAGACCGAGGCUCGAGCCGAACCUGCUGCCACUCAACACCGAGGCCAAAACUCUUCAGCCAGAAUGUCUGCCGCCAAGCGUGCCAAGGGGAAGACGACGAAGAAGCGCCCACAGAGGGCGACUUCCAACGUCUUCGCCAUGUUCGACCAGUCCCAGAUCCAAGAGUUCAAAGAAGCGUUCAACAUGAUCGACCAGAACCGUGACGGGUUCAUUGAUAAGGAGGAUCUUCACGACAUGCUUGCUUCUCUUGGAAAGAACCCUUCGGAUGAGUACCUGGAGGGCAUGAUGAGUGAAGCUCCAGGUCCCAUCAACUUCACCAUGUUUCUCACCAUGUUUGGAGAGCGGCUCAAUGGCACUGAUCCCGAGGAUGUCAUACGGAACGCCUUCACCUGCUUUGACGAGGAUGGCUCAGGCUUCAUCCAUGAGGACCAUCUCCGUGAGCUCCUGACCACCAUGGGCGAUCGCUUCACAGACGAGGAGGUCGAUGAGCUCUUCCGCGAGGCGCCGAUCGACAAAAAAGGAAACUUCAAUUACACAGAGUUCACCCGCAUCCUCAAACACGGUGCCAAAGAAAAGGAUGACAUGUAAUAAAUAAAAACAACAGAAUAUAAAGAAUUAUUGAGCGUUCAUCUGAAAUCAGGACUCGGUUCUCAAUGCUGAUUAUAUGUCCAUGACAUGUUCUCUGAGGGUUCUUUUGCACAUAGAGAUUAAGCCUGGACUGGAAUAGUGAGACAUUUACAUGAAAGAAUCUUACUCACAACAUCUGAGUAGUCAGGCUUAAUAUCUGUCUGCAAAACUGUCCCUUGACCAUCUUCAUGAGGGCUUCAUUCUGUCGCUUAUAAUCCCUUUAUACCGGGAUUAUUACUGUAUGUGCCUAAAGAUGAAACAAAGAUCGGCCAAUUUUGGUCAUGAACCCAGUCUCACUCUUUGUUGAACAGAAUAAGAAGGAUUAAAAUGAUAAUUUUUUUUCACAA
This is a messenger RNA of Tachysurus vachellii, 1089 nucleotides long. It is a transcript of the gene myl9a, whose product is annotated as myosin, light chain 9a, regulatory. Gene Ontology annotation, cellular component: cytoplasm; stress fiber; myofibril. Gene Ontology annotation, biological process: myofibril assembly; platelet aggregation. Gene Ontology annotation, molecular function: calcium ion binding. The transcript has 4 exons. Bases 179 to 703 code for a protein of 174 amino acids. NCBI's taxonomy places the organism in Eukaryota, Metazoa, Chordata, Actinopteri, Siluriformes, Bagridae. The record is from RefSeq and is a predicted model, not a curated record.